AUGAGUUCUUCACAAGAACAUGACUCUAUAAGAGCCCACCCGAGGCGUCGGCCUUUCAGGGCGUCGCGUCCUUCCCUGGAAUCAUCCUCAGCGCCUUCCCAUCCACGGCUUAGAAAAGGAGAAACCUUUCAUGCAUCUUCUCGAAGUUCCUCGGACCGUGACCUCAUCUUGCCUCUCCUCCCCCGUCGUUCUCCCACAUGCCCCGGCGCCUUGGAAGCUAUCGCCGCUGGACAACAGCGUAUGUCCAACAUUUUGGACCGCCUUGAUCUGAACUCGUUCAAUACCCCCACAUCAGGAGAGGAUCACGACGACCUUCCUGUCCCCAAGGGUCUACUUGAACUUCACAUUCAGUCACAGUCCAGGAAAGAAGGUUCCGCGGAACCCCGUUCGCGUCAAGCCAGCCCCAUGCCCAAGGGUCUUGCUAGGAAAUCCCAGAGAGCGCACUGCCAUGCGUCGGAUAGCGGGCUCGGCACUUCCAUCAGCAGCGGCCAGUCUGUAUCAUCAGCGAACAAAGUAAAAGCGGGACAGUUGUCGUAUGGUAGCAACACAGCCACUCUCCAGCGAUCACAGUCCGCAAUCACCCGUUCAAUCACAGCUCUGGAGCCUCGGGAUGCUCAGCAGCACAAACUCACUCCCGGUGGUCGUACAGAAAUCGAAAAGCAUAUUCUGGGCCCCCUGUUAGAAGAUGAGUGUCUCAAGCCAUUCCACCCUCUGCUCGAAGAUGUCCGUCAGCAAAUCGAAGAUGAGCGCAUUUCUUCUCUGCGUGACCUGGAAAAGACCGUCUUUUCCUUAGCUCCUGAUGUCAAGAUUCACGAUGCUGCCUAUGUUCGUUUCUGCCAGCACACCAUCCUAUGCCUGGGCCAGACAGUCUCCUUCCUGAAUGACCGAGACCUAUGCAUGCCUGCCGAUAGGCAGUACUCCAACGGCUACUUCGUGGAUCUCCUAGAGCAAGUGACUCGUUUCAAGAGAAUCCGAGAUGAGAUGCGUAAGAGAAGUGAAGAAGGCAAAGCUGGUGAGAAGCGGCUCAUCGUGGAGGGUGGGCUCUCUCAGACCGGACGGCCUCUCGAACUCGUUGCCCAGAAAGAUGGCAAACUUAUCUCCCUUCGCACCGGAAAGCCAUACGAAGAGUUGGCUGUACCUUCGAUGAAGCGGACCCUGAGCUACGGAUCCGCCGAUGAGGGUGCUCAGCGCUCUAUGGCCCGUCGUAAGAAGAACGCCCCUCCGAUGAACAUCAACAAGAAGUGCAAAGACUGUGACAAGGUCUUUUCGCGGCCUUGCGACCUUACAAAGCAUGAGAAGUCUCACACUCGUCCCUUCAAGUGCCCUGUCCCUUCGUGCAAGUACCACACCAAGGGGUGGGCAACUGAGAAAGAGUCCGAACGUCAUUAUAAUGACAAGCACUCUGAGGCUCCACGUCUGUACGCCUGCCAGUUUGAAUCUUGCUCUUACAAGUCUAAGAGGGAGAGCAACUGUAAGCAGCACAUGGAGAAGACUCACGGGUGGGUGUACAUGCGCUCGAAGAACAAUGGCCGAACUGCCAAGCGAUCUUCUAUCCAGCAAAGCCCUGCUCCCUCCAGCAGCAGCUCUGCUCAGCCACAACACGACCUAUCCAAUUGGGACAUGACCCCUGCUUCUGCAACCCCCGAGUUCAAGCAUGAGUCAACCGGUUGGGACAUGGGCCCUCAUUCCGAGACCCCCGAGUUCUCCUUCAACGCAUUCCAGCCUCCGAUGGCCGGUAUUCCAACCCCGGUAACUGGUACUGCGGAACUUGUUACUCCCACAACAGGAACCAUUAACUCGCCUUCGGAGCCGUACGAUAUGGCAUCCGAAAACACUGCGUUUUCAAUCCAGGAUAUUUUCCCCGAUAUGAAGGCGAGUGAUGGUGUGCUCUUUACCGGCGGAGACUUGGACUUCGUCGACUUUUCCAACCAGCCGAGCAUGUUUAACGACUUUCUCACUGGCUACCCUGAUAUCACAAUGCAACCCCAGGGUAUGAACUACGGAGACAUGCAGCAGCCUCAGUAUGACGACGAUUCUGCUGGCUUCCUUUUGGAUGUUUACAAUGACAUGCAAACGUACGGGAUUAACCCUGGAGGUCUAUAA
Molecule: messenger RNA, 2103 nt
Organism: Aspergillus ochraceoroseus IBT 24754
Lineage: Eukaryota; Fungi; Ascomycota; Eurotiomycetes; Eurotiales; Aspergillaceae
Gene: ace1
Product: putative C2H2 transcription factor (Ace1)
Exons: 5
Coding region: 1-2103 (700 amino acids)
Biological process (GO): regulation of transcription by RNA polymerase II
Cellular component (GO): nucleus
Source: RefSeq, a predicted model, not a curated record